UAUGUAUCCUGUAAAAAAUAAUAUUUACUCUUAUAAAAUCUUUAUUUAUUUCAACCUUAAGCAUAAUUUGUUUUCUUUCAAUUUUAUUAGGUCUUUAUCUCAACCCUUUAUCAACUUUAUUAGCUUUUCUUGAUUCGACAAUUGCUUUAUUUUAUUAGCUUUUUUCUGUUCUUAGGAUUGUUUUGCUUGUUAUCCUUUCAAAUUCUAGUCAAGACAUUUUUUUCAUCGGAAACAUUGUUAUCGUUCAUCUUCACCAUCAAAUUGCUUUGUUGUCUGUUGUAAAUAAAAUUGUUGUCGCAAUUGCAAUACAAUUUAUUGUCAUUUUAAUUUUAACCCUAUGUUUACUUGUUUGUGUUCCUCUCUCCAUAUUACCUUGACAUAAUGUUUAAAAAUAAACGUUCUCUUGAUAAAUGGCUGCGAUUUUCUCGCUGUGGUGAACAGAUCGAAGGUACUCCUUUUGUCCCCUUCAAAGUUCCUAUUCAUAAUGCGAGUGACAGAUUGCCAAGCAAUGAACGUUUCUCAUUUGAAGAUGUAUUCAGAAAGCAUCCCAAUAUUGGACUUGUUAUUGAUCUCACUAACACCACUAAAUAUUACAGUCCUACAGUUAUUUCACGUUUUGGUGCUAUUUACUGUAAAAUAGCGAUGCAAGGCCAAGGAACUCUUCCAGACGCUCUACAGGUUGUAGAAUUCAAUAGAACCGUUGGCAGCUUUAUGCGAAACAAUCGUAAUCAACUGAUUGGUGUUCAUUGCACACAUGGAGUCAAUCGAACAGGCUUCAUGAUUUGCCAGUACAUGGUGAAUCAUUUGCGAAUGUCUGCAAGCUCAGCAGUUCAUUCCUUUCAAGAGGCAAGAGGCCAUGAAAUUGAAAGAAAAAGUUACGUUGAUGCCUUGUACAGAAUGGAUGUCAGCUCUUAUCGCAAUAAUUAUAACAACAGAUACAGCAGAAACAACACGCUUAAUGCCUUGGUUCAACAAGAACGAGCCUAUCCCAGAGCGAUCACAACUAGAACCAGACCUAGUCGAUGGUCAUCGUAAACUCAUUUAGGAUCUAUCCAUUUUCAUUAAUUUCUGGAGACCAAUCAAUUUUACUAAUAUCUCUUUAAAUACAAUGUGAUCAUGGAUCAAGCAAGACUGAAGAAACAGAGAUUUUAUCAUUACUCUCAUACUACGCAUGGAAAUUUGAACUUACUGAUCAACUUAUUGUUCAAAAUAUAUUCUCAUCAAACUAAUUACCAAGUAGCUGCACGAAAAAUUUAAUCUGCUGAUUUGAAAAUUCAUUUAAUCGAAACUGCAUGUGUAUGCCAAUGGGGUGUAAAAAAUUUGGUUAUGAAACCAAUCAACUCAAAAUUUAAUGAACGAAACUAUUUUCCUCAACCUUUUUCAGAGAUUAUCAUUUCAAACAAAUCAUUCUUGACAAAUCAAUUGAUUUAUUUUGUUGAUACAAUUUACUUUAAAGCAUCUCAAUGAAUUUAUAUUGACCUGUAAAUGUAUUUUACAAUGUAUUCAUCGCCAAUGUAGUACAAUGUAAAUUAUUUAACUCUUAAGGUCUAUCUUUCAGAGAAAUGUUUACUUUCAAUUGGGUGAUGUGUAAAAAUGAAUUGUAUAUAAGUACACUUCAUGUUUUAUGGCAAAAUGAUAUAAUUAACAAGUUGCUUCAAUUGUUAUUAAAAGACUGGUUAUAGAAAAA
Messenger RNA from Tetranychus urticae (two-spotted spider mite), 1687 nucleotides. RefSeq names its product RNA/RNP complex-1-interacting phosphatase homolog. Gene Ontology annotation, biological process: dephosphorylation. Gene Ontology annotation, molecular function: polynucleotide 5'-phosphatase activity. Lineage: Eukaryota; Metazoa; Arthropoda; Arachnida; Trombidiformes; Tetranychidae. The record is from RefSeq and is a predicted model, not a curated record.